Messenger RNA from Frankliniella occidentalis (western flower thrips), 1002 nucleotides. RefSeq names its product protein Wnt-7b-like. Gene Ontology annotation, molecular function: frizzled binding; cytokine activity. The record is from RefSeq and is a predicted model, not a curated record. NCBI's taxonomy places the organism in Eukaryota, Metazoa, Arthropoda, Insecta, Thysanoptera, Thripidae. The transcript has 5 exons. Gene Ontology annotation, cellular component: extracellular region. Bases 1 to 915 code for a protein of 304 amino acids. Gene Ontology annotation, biological process: multicellular organism development; cell fate commitment; canonical Wnt signaling pathway.
AUGGGACGGGACGAGCGCGACGUGUUCAGGACCCCGUCCAGAAAUUCCGUCAGGGUGCCUAGCCGCGAGGCGGCGUUCAGCCUGGCGGUGCAGGCGGCCGCCAUCUCCUGGGCGUCCGCGACCGCGUGCUCGCGCGGGGAGCUGUCGGGCUGCAGCUGCGCCAAGAAGCCCCCCGGCCACCACCGGGACCCCCAGCCGCCGCAGCAGCAGGACGGCGUCGCCUCGGCCUUCCGCUGGGGGGGCUGCUCGUCGGACGUGGAGUUCGGCGCCAAGCUGUCGAGGACCUUCACGGACGCCGCCCACCCCGCCUCGCUGCUGGACAACGGCCACUCGGCGUCGCGCCGGCUCAUGGACAGCCACAACAGCAAGGCUGGCCGGAAGGCCGUGAAGCUGACGCUGCAGACGGACUGCAAGUGCCACGGCGUGUCGGGCAGCUGCAGCGUGCGCACCUGCUGGACGAGCCUGGCGCCGUUCCGGCUCGUCGGCGACCACCUGAUGGCGCGGUACCGCGCGGCCUGGCCCGCCGUGGCGCUGCCCGUGGCCGUGCAGGCCGUGCCGGCCGGGGCGCGCGCGCGCCGCCACCCCGUGGGGCUGCGCCUGGCCCUGCGCGCCGCCAGGAACUCGCGCGCCCCGCCGCACCCCGCGCGCCUGCCCCGACGCACCGACCUGGUCUUCCUCAGCGUCUCCCCCAACUAUUGCGACCCGGACCUCGCCCUGGGCUCGCUGGGCACGGCGGGCCGCACUUGCAACAGGACCUCCCGCGGCGCGGACGACUGCGGCGUCAUGUGCUGCGGGCGCGGCUACAACACGCGGCAGGUGACGCGGAGCCAGCAGUGCCGCUGCAAGUUCCACUGGUGCUGCUACGUGCACUGCGAGGUGUGCACGGACCGCCACGAGGAGUACACGUGCAAGUGAGCGUGCGUGCGCCCAGCGUCGGUCAUGUACAUAAGUGUAUGUAUAAAAUGAAAAUUGAAAAUAAAAAUAAACCGAUACUAAAAACUC